AUGACUCGCUACCCACCUACAGGCCCAGGCCAAGAAGGCGACAUUCAAGGCAGAGGCGACAAUCAAGGCAGAGGCGACUAUCAAGGCAGCAGCAGCGCCUACGGAUCCCAGCAACCCAACGAGCCAGACUGGAGAAACUACAAUUCUGGAGAAGGGCAAGCCCGAGGCUACCAGCAACAGCCCAGCCAGCCUCAACGCGGUAGCUAUGGCCAAGGAGCCGCGCAAAGCUACUACCCAGGAGGGCAAGGCUACCAGCAGCAACAGCCUCAACGCGGUAGCUAUGGCCAAGGAGUCGGGCAAGGCUACUAUGGCUCCAACUUCCCGGCUUACUAUUACCGGCGGGAUCCCAAUCAAGGCGAUGCCAGCGGCAUACCAUACUAUCCAGGUGGACUGCAUCAAACUCCACCAGGGCCAGGAGCAUCACAGCUCCCUGCAUACGGGCAGCAGCAACAGUACUCGCCGCCGCAGCAAGCCCCGGCGUCCAGCUAUGGGGGUGGUCAAUAUUCGCCACCCGAUUGGGCUGCAUACGGGCAUUGGCCGCAGCCAUACGUGCCUAUCCCAACUGCCGGCCAACCUCUUCCGCCUGGCGGCGCCGAGGCCGACCGUGGCUUGAUGGGCGCCGUAGCCGGUGGUGCAGCAGGUGCCUACGGCGGCCAUAGGAUGGGCCACGGCAUCAUGGGCGGUAUCGGAGGCGCAGUCGCCGGGUCCAUUCUCGAGGACGCGUUAAAACAGCACAACAAGAAAGACAAGAAGCCCAAGCAGCGCCGCGGUUCGAAUUCCAGCUCUUCUUCCAGCAGCUCUUCUUCCUGCGAUGACGAUGAGAAGCGUGUGAUGGCAGGAAACUUCUCUGCUAGUUUGGAUGUUCGCAUGGAGGGUCGAUGUACGCUUGUUGCGGAGUGUUUUGAUGUCGAGGGUCGUCGUCACACGUCCCAUCUGGACUUGAACGAGUGCUUGACCAAUAACGGUGGCCGGCUACAGUGGCUCAAGGGUGGCAACUUUGCCGCCAGUGCACGUACCAUCACGCUCACCGACGGUGGUGCGGUGCUGGUGGCUGAUUUGGGUGAUGGACGCGGUGGAUGGAAUUAUGUCAAGGUCCUUCUGAACGAGAGGAUCACGAAUGAUAACGGGAGGUUGCACAUGCUUUGCGCUCUCUAG
Anthostomella pinea is the source of this 1155-nucleotide messenger RNA. The record is from the annotation of a GenBank genome assembly. Lineage: Eukaryota; Fungi; Ascomycota; Sordariomycetes; Xylariales; Xylariaceae.